AUGAAAGGAUUCCUCACACAAACGCACAAUGAAAAGGUCCAAGAACAACGAGGCAAGCAUCAUAGUGGGAUCGCCAAUAAUGAUACUAAUAAGUGUCUUGAUGAUGAAUUUCACGAUUUUACCAAACUUCUUGCCUCCUCCAUCCGCCCGCCGUCCAGCCUCAAUCUCUUUCGGAUUAUCCUUCAUAGCCACAAGUUGCCUUGCACUAGUAGUGCUCCUUAUGCUGCGGUUGCCAGCUUCCGUAGUUUUCUUUAUGCUGCAGCCAUCGCCGUCUGCUCCCGUAGUUCUCUUUAUGCUGCAUUCGUCGCCUUCUCCAGUAAUGCUCUUUAUGCUGCCACCGCCACCUGCUCGAGUAGUUCUCCUUAUGCUGCAGCCGUCGCCUUCUUCAGUAAUUCUCCUUAUGUGGCAGCCGUCGCCUUCUCCAGUAAUUCUCCUUAUGCUGCAGUCGUCGCCUUCUCCAGUAGUGCUCCUUAUGCUGCCACCGUCGCUUGCUCCAGUAGUUCUCCUUAUGCUGCAACCAUCUCCUUCUCCAGUAGUGCUCCUUAUGCUGCCACUGCCGCCUGCUUCAGUCUUUCUCCUUAUGCUGCAGCUGUCGCCUUCUCCAGUAGUGCUCCUUAUGCUGCCACCGCCGCUUGCUCCAGUAGUUCUCCUUAUGCUGCAACCGUCGCCUUCUCUAGUAGUACUCCUUAUGCUGCCACCGCCGCCUGCUCCAGUCUUUCUCCUUAUGCUGCAGCCAUCGCCUUCUCCAGUAGUGCUCCUUAUGCUGCCGCCGCCGCUUGCUCCAGUAGUUCUCCUUAUGCUGCAGCCGUCGCCUGCUCCAGUAGUUCUCCUUAUGCUGCAGCUGUCGCCUUCUCCUGUAGUGCUCCUUAUGCUGCCGCCGCCGCCUUCUCUCGUAGUUCUCCUUAUGCUGCAGUCGUCGCCUUCUCCGGUAGUUCUCUUUAUGCUGCUGCCGCCAGCUCCAGCUCCAGUAGUUCUCCUUAUGCUGCAGUCGUCGCCUUCUCCAGUAAUGCUCCUUAUGCUGCCACCGUCGGCUACUCCAGUAGUUCUCUUUAUGCUGCAGCCGCCGCUUGCAUCAGUAGCGCUCCUUAUGCUGGAGCCGCCGGCACUAGUAGUUCUCCUUAUGCUGCCGUUUGCACUAGUAGUGCUCCUUAUGCUGUUGUCGUCGCUGCUACUCUGGAUAUGGGGCAAUGCUUCUAA
This is a messenger RNA of Cucurbita pepo subsp. pepo (vegetable marrow), 1197 nucleotides long. The record is from RefSeq and is a predicted model, not a curated record. Lineage: Eukaryota; Viridiplantae; Streptophyta; Magnoliopsida; Cucurbitales; Cucurbitaceae.